This is a messenger RNA of Microthlaspi erraticum, 1464 nucleotides long. Lineage: Eukaryota; Viridiplantae; Streptophyta; Magnoliopsida; Brassicales; Brassicaceae. The record is from the annotation of a GenBank genome assembly.
AUGACUCAGGACGUGGAAAUGAAAGAUAACCAGACCCCUUCUCAAUCGGUCAUCUCUUCUACUACCUCGACAAUGCAGCAUUUGAAGGAGAUAGCAGCUCUGAUUGAUAGUGGGUCUUAUACGAAGGAGGUCCGUCGCAUUGCUCGUGCGGUGCGUCUCACUAUUGGAAUUAGGAGAAAACUCACCGGCUCUGUGCUUUCUUCGUUCCUGGAAUUCGCUUUGGUUCCAGGUUCGGAAGCUCAUUCUCGUCUUUCUUCGUUCAUUCCCAAGGGUGAUGAUCAUGACAUGGAAGUCGACACAGCUUCAUCUGCUACACAAGCUCCUUUGAAGCACCUACCUGCAGAGCUGGAGAUCUAUUGCUACUUCAUUGUUCUUCUUUUCCUGAUCGAUCAGAAAAAGUACAACGAGGCUAAAGCUUGUUCUUCAGCAAGCAUUGCUCGCCUCAAGAACGUCAACAGAAGGACCAUUGAUGUCAUUGCGUCAAGAUUGUACUUUUACUACUCUUUGAGUUACGAGCUUACCGGAAAUCUGGCUGAAAUUCGUGGGACUCUUCUUGCGUUGCAUCAUUCUGCAACCCUACGCCAUGAUGAAUUGGGUCAGGAAACACUUCUAAACCUGUUGCUUCGUAACUACCUACACUACAAUCUGUAUGACCAGGCAGAGAAGCUAAGAUCCAAAGCACCGCGAUUUGAGGCACAUUCCAACCAACAGUUCUGUAGGUAUCUGUACUACCUCGGGAAGAUCCGAACCAUUCAGCUUGAGUAUACAGACGCCAAAGAAAGCCUUCUUCAGGCAGCCAGGAAAGCACCUAUUGCAGCUCUGGGCUUCAGAGUCCAAUGCAAUAAAUGGGCGAUUUUGGUUCGUCUGCUUCUGGGAGAAAUACCCGAAAGGUCCAUUUUCACCCAGAAGGGAAUGGAGAAGGCUCUUAAGCCUUAUUUCGAGCUUACUAAUGCGGUGAGGAUUGGAGACUUGGAACUCUUCAGGACAGUCCAAGAGAAGUUCUCAGGCACAUUUGCUCAAGACCGAACGCACAAUCUCAUUGUAAGACUCCGCCACAAUGUCAUCAGGACUGGACUUCGCAACAUAAGCAUCUCAUACUCGAGAAUCUCCCUUCCCGAUGUUGCCAAAAAGCUGAGGCUCAACUCCGAAAACCCUGUGGCUGAUGCGGAAAGCAUUGUGGCAAAGGCCAUACGCGAUGGAGCGAUUGAUGCAACCAUCGAUCACAAGAAUGGGUGCAUGGUCUCCAAAGAAACCGGGGACAUCUACUCUACCAAUGAGCCACAGACUGCGUUUAACUCGAGAAUUGCGUUCUGCCUCAACAUGCAUAACGAGGCUGUCAGAGCUUUGAGGUUUCCUCCUAACACUCACAAGGAGAAAGAGAGUGAUGAGAAGAGGAGAGAGAGGAAGCAACAAGAGGAAGAGUUGGCUAAGCAUAUGGCCGAGGAAGACGAUGAUGAUUUUUAG